Molecule: messenger RNA, 559 nt
Organism: Maniola jurtina (meadow brown)
Lineage: Eukaryota; Metazoa; Arthropoda; Insecta; Lepidoptera; Nymphalidae
Gene: RpS30
Exons: 4
Coding region: 1-510 (169 amino acids)
Biological process (GO): translation
Cellular component (GO): ribosome; cytosolic small ribosomal subunit
Molecular function (GO): structural constituent of ribosome
Source: RefSeq, a predicted model, not a curated record
AUGGGAACAGUGGUAGCACCGCGCAGACACAUCGUCGUCGUCGUCCGUAAUUUGUGCGCGGUGCGUGAUUGUCCGUGGUCGUCGGCCGUGCGUGAUAAUCCGCAGAAUAACGCACCGUGGGAAGCCAGUACUAGGAUGUCAAUCUUCAUACUUUUGGUGAAGCAGCAAUAUAAUUAUUUUUUUCUACUCCAGGACCGUGUAAGAGCACUCUCAGACGUGGGUGGUGAGGACUUCACGUUGUCUGCGUGUGGCGCCCCACUUGAUGAUGGUAUCCUCGUGUCUGAACUGGCUUCCACAGAACUUGACCUGACAGUGCCACUGCUCGGUGGUAAAGUGCACGGUUCUUUGGCUCGUGCUGGUAAGGUGAAAGGACAGACUCCAAAGGUUGAAAAGCAGCAAAAGAAGAAGAAGAAGACCGGCCGUGCCAAGAGGAGGAUCCAAUACAAUAGAAGAUUCGUUAAUGUUGUCCAGACCUUCGGCCGUCGUCGUGGACCCAACUCCAACUCCUAGAUCUAUUGUUUGUAAAUAACAUGCAAAUAUAACAACUAAUUUGCUCCAA